Messenger RNA from Rotaria sp. Silwood2, 657 nucleotides. The record is from the annotation of a GenBank genome assembly. NCBI's taxonomy places the organism in Eukaryota, Metazoa, Rotifera, Eurotatoria, Philodinida, Philodinidae.
AUGGAGAUGACAAAGUUAUUUGAACGCGAAGCAUCACUUAUGGUUUGCUUACGUGAUGAGAGGUCACAUGUAAAAGUUGAAAAGCCAGAAAUUCGUCCAACAGAAAAGCUUUAUCAACCUGCCAUUAAUGUUAAGAAUGCAAAAAUGGAUAUAAGUCAAGUGUCGACCAUGUCAAAUCGUAGGGUAUCAAAAGAACUUGAUGAGUUGAAAAAAUCAUCUUUAGAUAAUUUUAAUGUGUUUUUAACGCAAGAAAAUCUACUCUUUUGGAAAGUUAUUAUGAAAGGACCUGAUGGUACACCAUAUGCUGGCUAUUAUUGGUUGCUGUCAGUAGAAUUUUCAUCUGACUUUCCUUUUCAGCCACCUAAUAUACGCUUCAUAACGCCUAUUUAUCAUUGCAAUAUCAAUGAUGAUGGUCGCAUCUGUCAUGAGAUUUUACAAAGCAAAUGGACUCAUCAGACAUCAAUGCGAGUUGUUUUCCAAGAAAUACUCGAUUUAAUACGUGAUCCCAAUCCUGAUUAUGCUCUAUCUGCAGUGAUAGGUGCUCAAUACAAAUCAAAUCAUUUAGAUUAUGAAAAAUCGAUUAAAAAUCUGAAUGAGAAAGAAGCAAAGAAAACAAUUUCUGCAAUUAUGAAAGAUUAUAAAUUAACUGAAAAUUAA